Messenger RNA from Acanthamoeba castellanii str. Neff, 882 nucleotides. RefSeq names its product malate/Llactate dehydrogenase subfamily protein. NCBI's taxonomy places the organism in Eukaryota, Discosea, Longamoebia, Acanthamoebidae. The transcript has 6 exons. The record is from RefSeq and is a predicted model, not a curated record. Gene Ontology annotation, molecular function: oxidoreductase activity. Bases 1 to 882 code for a protein of 293 amino acids.
AUGUACGUGGGCGAGAUCAAGAAGGGCGAAGUAGAGCCUCAGAUUCGGCCGCAGAUCGUGAACGAGACGCCCGCGAUUGCCUGCGUGGAUGGACGCAACGGCCUCGGGAUGGUCGUGGGGCGCUACUGCAUGGAGCUCGCCAUCAAGAAGGCCAAGGAGCUGGGCAUCGGGUGGGUCGUUGCGCGCGGAUCGAAUCACUACGACAUCGCGGGCUACUACGCCAUGAUGGCCCUCGAGGAGUCGCUGGUCGGCAUGUCCUACACCAACACCAGCCCCAUCGCCUUCCCCACCCGCGCCGCCCAGCACGUCCUCGGCACCAACCCCAUCGCCGUUGCCGCGCCCUCGACCGACCCUCAAGAUCCGUUCGUGCUCGACAUGGCGACGACCACCGUAGCGCUGGGCAAGGUCGAGAUACGCGAUCGCGAGGAGCGCCAAUGCCCAGCCGGGUGGGGAGCCGAUAAGGCCGGGCAUCCGACGAACGACCCCAAGGACGUGUUGGGCGGCGGUGGCCUGCUGUAUCUGGGCGGCGAGGAGGAGACCGGCGGUUACAAGGGCUACGGUGCCGACUACGGAGCCAACAUCCCGCCCUGGCGCCAAGGCCGCGGAAGGGCGGCCAAUCUGGGCCAGUGCUUCGUGGCGAUCAACCCAGCGCUCUUCUGCGGCGGAUUCCCCGAGCGAAUGGGCGACCUCAUGCAGCAGAUGCGGUCCCUCCCGCCCGUCGACCCCGACCUGCCCGUCCUCGUACCCGGAGAUCCGGAGAAGACGACGGAGGAGGCGUACACGAAGGAGGGGAUUGCGUUCCACGUCAAUCUGGUCAAUGCGCUGCAGAGCCUGGCGGUCGAGCUCAACGUCGACCCGCUCGUGCUCAAGCAGUCACCGUAG